Messenger RNA from Nicotiana attenuata, 894 nucleotides. Its product is annotated as PLASMODESMATA CALLOSE-BINDING PROTEIN 3-like. The record is from RefSeq and is a predicted model, not a curated record. Lineage: Eukaryota; Viridiplantae; Streptophyta; Magnoliopsida; Solanales; Solanaceae. The coding region runs from base 162 to 764 and encodes 200 amino acids. The transcript is spliced from 3 exons.
UCCACACUGUACCAUAACAUUCUCCUUUCCUUUUUUGCCCUUUCUUUAACAAAAACCCCAACUUGUCACUCUCAAAAUUCCCACUCUCAAACCCCACCAAAAAAGAAAAAAAGAACCCCAACAAAACCCAUAAAUUUUCUUGAACUUUUAGUUUCAUAUCAAUGGCAAAACCACCAUUUCAAGUGGUGUUUUUGUUCAUAUUUUUCUCAUUUUGCACCCAAAUAGUUAAAGUAAAAGCAACAUGGUGUGUAACAAGAAGUGAUGCAAGUGAAAAAGCUUUACAAAAUGCAUUAGAUUAUGCUUGUAGUUCUGGUGCAGAUUGUGUUACUAUUUUGGAAAAUGGGCUUUGUUUUCUUCCUAAUACAAUUCAAGCUCAUGCUUCUUAUGCUUUUAAUAGUUAUUAUCAGCGCAGAAAUAGAGCUCCUGGUUCUUGUGAUUUUGCUGGCACUGCUACCAUUGCCAAAACUGAUCCAAGUUAUGGAUCUUGUGUUUAUCCAGCAUCUCCAAGCACUGCUGGUGGCUCUACUACGCCGAGCACCAGUGGUGGUGGCACGACUGGCGGGACGACUACACCAGUCACGACGUCAACUCUUUAUCCACCACCACCAGGGACGGCAAAUCCUUUCAAUGGCAAUGGAGGAACAACACCGCGCGUUGGACCUGAUAUUCCUGACUCAGAAGAAUCUAAAGCUUCUCACAAGUUCUCAAAUUUACUUCUUGCAUCUUUGAUGCUUCUCUUUAUUCAUAUUUUUCAACCAUUUUAGGCAUUUCUGGUAGAGUAAAUGUUAGUUUUGAAGACUAGGACAGUAACAAUUUUGGUUAGAAAAAGGGAAGUUUUCAUUUUGCUAUUAUGAAAACUUCAGCACAUUAGAGUAACGUAUUGGUCUUUAUUAA